Molecule: messenger RNA, 591 nt
Organism: Rotaria socialis
Lineage: Eukaryota; Metazoa; Rotifera; Eurotatoria; Philodinida; Philodinidae
Source: the annotation of a GenBank genome assembly
AUGCCGGGAAACAUUUAUCGGUAUCUCAAAUGGCCUUCUGCUCCAAAGGAUAUAAAUUCAUUGACGGCAAUUUGUUUAUUUAUGGUAUCACUUGUACCUAUUUGGUUCAUGUUCGUCUAUUAUCAUAGUGUGAUCAUUGAAAAUCAUGCAUUUAAUGAUGAUCCUAUGUUCAGAAUGGUUGCAGAAGCUGAUGCUUUUGUGGAACAUUUGCACACAAAUGUUUCUGGUAAUGAUUUAUUAAAUGAUUAUCAAUGGCUAAAGAACUUCGAAAUGUUAGUUCGUUCGGAUUGUCAUAUUGUACCAGGCAGCUUGAAACAUUUACACUAUACGGGCUAUGUCAUGGCUGCUUACAAUAUCUUCUUGAUGCAUGUACUUCUUAAUGAUCUCUUACCGGUUUUGGUUGUUGCUUCUGUACCAAUAAUAAUAUCACUUAUUUCAAGUGACAUCGACCCAUCGAACACAAUUCUAUUAGGUUUAUUUGAAUUUUCUCAAGCAUUAUUAGCAAUCAUGAUCAUGAUAAUGUUUUUCUUUUUGAAUGAGAGGAGGAGAACAAUAUCUGAACCAAUAUUCGUGAAAGAUCAUAAACCAUAA